ACAGGAUAUCUGGGUAGAAAGGACAACAAGAAAUCUCAGAGAUAGAAGCCUUGGGAGUCACACAUUAUGUUUCACCUGUUGAAAGCUGAUUUGAUUAGAAAAUUUCAAUGGAAAUAUUUUGAGUACCUCUACUGCCCGGUCAUGUCUCUUCAUAUGGAGGUGGGGGUAUCAUCUUGCAAGAUUCUGCUGUUUCAGUAGUGACUCAAAAGGAAAGAAAUCGUCACUCUAAUGCUUUUCCUAAGGAAGGAACAUAAAUGCUCAAGAUGGGAAGUAACAGCACAAACGCUACGAGAGUAAAGUGCCCUGAUCAUCAAAUGUCAUUCCAGAACUCCCUCUAUGCAACCACCUACGGCCUCAUAUUCAUUCCUGGUCUUCUGGCUAACAGUGCAGCCUUGUGGGUUCUAUGUCGCUUCAUCAGCAAGAAAAAUAAAGCCAUCAUCUUCAUGAUCAACCUCUCUGUGGCUGACCUUGCUCACGUCCUGUCCUUACCUCUCCGGAUUUACUAUUAUAUCCACCGGGACUGGCCAUUCCAGAAGGCCCUUUGCCUGCUGUGUUUCUACCUGAAAUAUCUCAACAUGUACGCCAGCAUUUUUUUCUUGACAUGCAUCAGUCUUCAGAGGUGUCUCUUUCUCCUCAAGCCAUUCAGGGCAAGGAAUUGGAAGCGUCGGUAUGACGUGGGUAUCAGUGCUGCCAUCUGGGUCAUCGUGGGGACUGCCUGUUUACCACUUCCCAUCUUGAGAAGUGCUGGAUUAGCCAACAGCAAAUUUUGCUUUGCUGAUUUAGGGCUUCAAAACAUUAGCAUGGCUUCCUCUGUUGGCAUGGUAACUGCUGCUGAACUUGGAGGGUUUGUAUUGCCUGUUGUAAUUAUUACAUAUUGCACGUGGAAAACAAGAAAAUCAUUACAGGAAUCCGAAGCCCCACCACAGAAUACCAAAGAGAGGAAAAAGGCUUUAAGGAUGGUCCUGAUGUGUGCAGUGGUGUUCAUUGUGUGUUUUACUCCCUACCAUCUCAAUUUCCCAUUCUUUAUGAUGGUGAAGCAACAAGUCUUCUCGAACUGUUCCUUUAUUAAAAGCACUCUAUGUUUCCAUAUCAUUUCUUUGUGUCUUGCAAAUCUGAAUUGUUGUCUUGAUCCAGUUGUAUAUUAUUUUAUGACUUCAGAAUUUCGUAAUAAAUUUUCAGAACACGGAGGUUUGGUUAUUCAGUCAUGCAUUCGAUGCAAAGACAGUACUUUUGAAAUUCAUCAGAGGAAGGAGAGGCUUCAGACUAUCUCUCUUGAAUGUUUAGAUAUUCCAAGACAAUGUGAUCAAAUAAUUACCCAGAAUACCUAUGUGCCCUUAUCAAUUGAGCUAUGCUACUUCAAAAUGAUUUUGAGUGUCAUAAAGGAACAUGACCCACUUCACUAUGUCCUCAAAAGUAAUCCAUCGGAAGGAGUUAUCUGUUUCAAUAUUAUAUUCCUAAAUAGGAAUAUAUAUUUCUGUGAACCAUUUGUGAAACAAAGAAUUUGUUUAGCCAAAGUCAUAAUCCACAGCAAGAAUUGCACACUUAUUCCUCAGAAAUGGGUCCAAUCUUUUUAUCUUCACAUGAAAAAAGCAAAAUGUAAACUGAAUACUAGUGGAUAUGCACGAAUUAUCUGCACAUUAAAAGUGUGCAUAAGAAAAAUAGGACCUUAACUUUAUUAAGAAAAUAGACACUACUUGACCCAAUUGUGUUACAGAAGGUGGCUCUUAAUAUUAAUAUGAAUUAUGGAAAUUCAUAUCCUUACAACUUAAAAUAUCCAUGAAAUUUUCUUAAAUAGGAGAAAGAAACAAUGCAGAUGAGCAUCAAAUAUUUCAAAAUUACCACCCACAGUGCAAACUCCUUAAGUAGAAUUAUGUUCUAUUGACAAAAUUGAGUUUCAGGGCUUAAAAUGAAAACCCUUUGCCUGAAUGUCUAUAAGUAUCUGAUAUGAUACAUAUUUUAGUUUACUGACACUAAUGGAGAAAAUAUUCUCAUAUAUUUGUUGUACAAAUCAAUUGUACCAUUCCCUGGGUAGGAUGAUUGCUUCAUAUACAACUUCAGGCACAUCUUCACUUGAUACUGUUAAACCAAUAUAUUAAUGAACAAUCAUAUAUAUGUAUGUAUUUUUCAUGUAGCUAACAGCUAAGGUGUAGUAGGACCUAAUUUUUCAUAAGCAAAGAUGCAUUGAUGAAUCCUAUCAUAAAUGAAGAACAAAUACUGCCAUUUAAUAAAUCUCUGUGGUAGAAUCAUUCGUAAUAUACGUCAUUCCCAAUGUAAAGUUUGAAGCUUACCAUUUUCAAAUAUUGGGUUCAUUAAAAUGGAAUUUUAUAUAGCAGUGGUUUGCUUUAGAAAAUUUCUAUUGGUGUUUUGUCCCUACUUUUUUGGAUUAUCCUUAUUUUUAUUGCAGUUUUUGGUUAGCAUAUGAAGAAAUGGGUUUUAUUGUGAGAUUCUUCAUAUACAUUCAUCAUUAUACUUUUUUCUUAUACACUCUCUCCACUGCCCUCCCCCAUAUGCCACUCUCAUGCCUGCUAUUCCCUUUUCUUCCUAUUAAUAGUUCUCCCUUCUGUAUUCACCAUACAAAUAUUCUGUCCCUUCCUCUUGGAUUUCAUUACCUCCCUUAUUGUACCUUGCAUGCCUCCUUUUAUAUCUCUCUUGCCUCCCUCUAUUUUCUUGUCAUAUAUAUAUGUAUAUAUGUAUAUUCUGAAUUCUAUACAUGAAAGAAUAUGUGACAUUUGUCUCUCCAAGUCUUGUUUAUUUUGCUUACAUAUUGAUGUUGAGUUCCAAUCAUU
Molecule: messenger RNA, 2786 nt
Organism: Nannospalax galili (Upper Galilee mountains blind mole rat)
Lineage: Eukaryota; Metazoa; Chordata; Mammalia; Rodentia; Spalacidae
Product: putative P2Y purinoceptor 10
Biological process (GO): positive regulation of Rho protein signal transduction; phospholipase C-activating G protein-coupled receptor signaling pathway
Cellular component (GO): membrane
Molecular function (GO): G protein-coupled receptor activity
Source: RefSeq, a predicted model, not a curated record